Aspergillus neoniger CBS 115656 is the source of this 627-nucleotide messenger RNA. RefSeq lists its product as uncharacterized. The transcript has 3 exons. The coding region runs from base 1 to 627 and encodes 208 amino acids. NCBI's taxonomy places the organism in Eukaryota, Fungi, Ascomycota, Eurotiomycetes, Eurotiales, Aspergillaceae. The record is from RefSeq and is a predicted model, not a curated record.
AUGAGGGGCUCUCCUACCUCUGGCUCAAAGCCAGAGAAGACCAUGUCUUCGCGGCUGCUGACCAUGAAGUUCAUGCAACGUGCUGCUGCCACAAAUGCUACCCGUGAAACAUCCCAGCCCGCAUCCACCGACGAGUCCAAGGCCUCUACUCCCCCGAAGCGACAGAGAUUGUCCACCGGCCCCGCUGAAAGUCCUAUCGGCACCCCCAAGUCGGAUCUCGAGGCGAUCUCGGCUGCCCUCGCUGAGGAAGAGGAAAAACGGAAGGAAGCACUUGCACGCCAGGCUCAAGACUCGGGUGACACAGAAUGGGUGCUCGACUAUGGUGUAGCGGAGCCCGUUGCUCAGUAUGCGCCGCCGCCGUUCAUUGUCGCGGAUGGCUCGCUGGAUGCGGACGAUGAUGACAUGGCUGUUGGUGGCCGACAAGCAUACGGCAAUUUCAAACGAAAGAAGAAGACCGCGACCGGUGAAACCGAGGCCGAGUCCGAUGAUGACGAUGUUGAUGCGAUGAUCAAGAAGGAAAGCAACAAGCCACAUCGUGUCAAAUUGUCACAACUCACAAGCAUCUCUGGUGGAAGACAUUCGACGAUGGGCGACGAUAAGAAGCAAAAGAAGCGCAAACAUAAAUAA